Aureobasidium subglaciale EXF-2481 is the source of this 615-nucleotide messenger RNA. Its product is annotated as glycosyltransferase family 1 protein. Gene Ontology annotation, molecular function: hexosyltransferase activity. Gene Ontology annotation, cellular component: UDP-N-acetylglucosamine transferase complex; extrinsic component of endoplasmic reticulum membrane. The transcript is spliced from 2 exons. Bases 1 to 615 code for a protein of 204 amino acids. NCBI's taxonomy places the organism in Eukaryota, Fungi, Ascomycota, Dothideomycetes, Dothideales, Saccotheciaceae. Gene Ontology annotation, biological process: dolichol-linked oligosaccharide biosynthetic process. The record is from RefSeq and is a predicted model, not a curated record.
AUGUCGGACGCGCCUUUGACUCGUUCGCGAAAGGUGUGCUUUGUGACGAUUGGCGCGACCGCCUCCUUCUCCGCUCUCGUCCGGGCCACCAUCUCGUCGACCUUCUGCCAUUCGCUUGAACAACACCAGUACACAGACCUGAUAGUACAGUAUGGUGCUGACGGCCAUGGCUUGUUCCAGUCGCUGUUACAGGACGUGAACUCACAACAAGAAGCAACUGGCAUCAAUGUGUCUGGAUUCGGACUCGACACGAAUGGUCUGGAGCAGUACAUGAUGCUGGCCAAGACAGGGGGAGACAGCAGCGGUGCAGAGGGACUCGUCGUCAGUCAUGCCGGCUCGGGAACCAUCCUUCAUGCUCUGCGUCUCGAUGUGCCCAUCGUCGUUGUGCCCAACUCGGAGCUACUUGACAAUCACCAAAUCGAAUUGGCAGAAGCCCUGGCUGAGCAGGAGUACGUCGUGCAUGGCAGACUUGAGAAUCUAUCGCAAGCGCUGCAAGAUGCCGAAAAGCUACGAGUCCGACAAAAGGCCUGGCCUCCUGUCAACUCAGGCACUCACCGACAAACAAGAGGCCUUGCUGGCGUCGUCGACGAAGAGAUGGGGUUUUCGGUCGAAUGA